GCGGGCGCGGAGCAAAGGCCGGCGGCAGCCCGCGGGGCGGGCACACAGGCACCGGGGCCGAGGAGCGCCGGGGGAGGCCGGCCGGCCGGCUCCGCGGCCAUGCGGGCCUCGUGGGUGCUGCUGCCGGCGCUGGCCGCCCUGUCCGCCUACUACAUCUACCUGCCGCUGCCCGGCACCGUGUCGGACGCGUGGAAGCUGAUGCUGCUGGACGCCACCUUCCGCGCCGUGCAGCAGACGUGUCACCUGAUUCACUAUUUGAGACUCAGCCAUCACCUGAUAGUUCUGAACUAUUUGAUUUGUACAUUUGACAAGCUGAAGUCUGUCUCUUCUGAACACAUUAACAUAACGGAUGCUGUUUUCGACGGUGUGGAAGUCAGAGUGUUUGAACCUCCUGGAAAACAAGAUGAAACGCUCAAGCGCAGUGUUGUUUACAUCCACGGGGGAGGCUGGGCCUUGGCAAGUGCAAGAACAAGCCUUUAUAACAACCUCUGCAGAAUCAUGGCUGAAUCUCUCAAUGCUGUGGUUGUUUCAGUUGAAUACAGGCUGGUACCAGAGGUGUGCUUCCCUGAGCAAUUCCAUGAUGCUCUUCGUGCUACAAAGCAUUUUCUGCAGCCUGAUGUCUUAGCUGAGUAUUCAGUUGACCCAAAUCGAAUUGCAAUUUCUGGUGAUAGUGCAGGAGGAAAUUUGGCUGCUGCUGUGUGUCAGCAGCUUAGCAAAGAUGAGCAUUUGACCGUCAGACCAAAACUGCAGGCCUUAAUUUAUCCAGUCCUUCAGGCAUUUGACUUCAAUACCCCUUCGUAUCAGCAGAAUAUGAAUAUGCCUGUUCUUCCCCGUUACGUCAUGAUCAACUAUUGGAUAGACUACUUCAAUGGUAAUCAUGACUUGGCUCACUCACUGCUGAUUAACAACCAUACUGCUCUCGAUGUUGGUCAAGCGCUCUCUUACAGAGGACGUCUGAACUGGACAUCUCUACUGCCUUCGUCAUUCAAGAAGAACUACAAGCCUGUAAUACAAACCACGGGCAAGGCUGAAAUAAUUCAGGAGAUACCAGCGCUCCUUGAUGUACGAGCAGUCCCACUGCUUGCAGAAAACGAAACUUUGCAGCUGCAGCCAAAGACUUACAUCCUGACUUGUGAGAAUGACGUCCUGAGAGAUGAUGGGGUGAUGUAUGCCAAGCGGUUAGAGAAUGCUGGCGUGGAAGUCACCCUUGAUCACUUCGAUGACUGCUUUCAUGGCUGUAUGAUAUUCACAAUCUGGCCUACUGAUUUCUCUGCAGGAAUUCAGACUAGAAACAGCUAUAUAAAAUGGCUUGAUGAAAACCUCUGAGGAGAGAGUCUCUAGAAGAUACGGGGUGCUCAACUCUAGUGUCUGUUCUUGCAAAAGAUCAAAGAAUGAAAAAGUGCACUUUUCCGAAUUCUGACUUCAUCCAUUCAGCUGCAUCCGUGGGGGGGGCAGACUAGCUGUAGCAUUUACUAGCUCAAUUGACCUUGCCCAGCAAAGUAUUUUGUGAAAUAUUUCUUCAGAUUUCAGGAUUUUUUUCCUUUUAAGAUAAUUUGCCUAACAUAAACAAAUGUUGAGCAAGGAGAUCAGCAUUCCUGUUGCAUUCUUAACUGGCUCAUUCUUAACUGGCUGAAACUUUCAAGCUUUGAAACUUUCAAGCUUUGAACCUUAAUUAGGCACAAGGGCCACAACUGUAAAAUGAUGCCAGAUAAAGUUGAAUGCUUACAUCUAUGUUUGAAUAUAUAAAUGGGAGAAGUAAUUUUCAA
Messenger RNA from Oxyura jamaicensis (ruddy duck), 1766 nucleotides. It is a transcript of the gene NCEH1, whose product is annotated as neutral cholesterol ester hydrolase 1. The record is from RefSeq and is a predicted model, not a curated record. Gene Ontology annotation, molecular function: carboxylic ester hydrolase activity. Gene Ontology annotation, cellular component: membrane. NCBI's taxonomy places the organism in Eukaryota, Metazoa, Chordata, Aves, Anseriformes, Anatidae. The coding region runs from base 100 to 1326 and encodes 408 amino acids. The transcript has 6 exons.